UGAUAAUCCCGAGUGUGACUUGGGGUCAGGGGCGGACUGACAACUCAUGGGGCCCCCGGACCAUAGGGGAUCAUGGGGCCCCUGUGUCCUUGCCCAAACUCAAAAAGCCUAUGAAAAAGGUACCAGGGGCAUCUCAUGGGGCCCGUUACUGACCCUAGGCCCUUGGGCGGUGCCCGAGUUUCCAAAUGGUUAGGUAGAAACAGGGUAGUAACUACCACAAGGCAAACAAGGCGUUUGCCUUG
This is a messenger RNA of Staurois parvus, 242 nucleotides long. Lineage: Eukaryota; Metazoa; Chordata; Amphibia; Anura; Ranidae. The record is from the annotation of a GenBank genome assembly.